This is a messenger RNA of Clupea harengus (Atlantic herring), 841 nucleotides long. RefSeq names its product calglandulin. Gene Ontology annotation, molecular function: calcium ion binding. Lineage: Eukaryota; Metazoa; Chordata; Actinopteri; Clupeiformes; Clupeidae. The record is from RefSeq and is a predicted model, not a curated record. Gene Ontology annotation, cellular component: myosin II complex.
AAAUAUAUUAAUAUAAUUUGAAGUGAUUGUAAUGUUCUCUACCCUGGAUCUCUUUACAGUGAAUGUUAUCGUCUAGUUAUAUUUCUCUCCACCCCAAGCCAGAUAUAUUGGGGGAUAUUGCAGCUGUAUGCCUUAAAAGGGCUAGACAGGUUUAAAUCCUGUGGGAUCUCUCACAUAGCCUCCCAACAAAUCUUAAGACAGAUUUGGUCUGCAACUUCAGUCACAAGUACCAGCAGUGCCCGUGGGCUCAGUGGAGGACUCCUCGUGUUCAGAAUGGCAAACAAGCUGACCCCAGAACAGAUCACAGAGUAUAAGGGGGUGUUUGAGAUGUUUGAUGAGGAGGGCAACGGAGAUGUGAAGACGCAGGAGCUGGAGAGGCUAAUGAGUUUGAUGGGCAUCAACCCCACUAAGAGAGAGCUUGGCCAGAUGGCUAAAGAUGUGGAUAAAGAUGGCAAAGGAGCUUUCAACUGCGACAGCUUCUUGGGAUUGAUGGCCUUAUACCUCGAGAGGACCAAGAACCAGGAUGCAGAGCUCCGGGCUGCCUUCAAAGUGUUUGACAAAGAUGCCAAAGGCUAUAUCGACUGGAACACACUGAAGUAUGUGCUGAUGAAUGCAGGAGAACCCCUAAAUGAGCUAGAGGCUGAGCAGAUGAUGAAAGAGGCUGACAAAGACGGUGAUGGAACCAUUGAUUACGAAGAGUUUGUGGCCAUGAUGACAGGAGACUCGUUCAAGAUGAGUUAAAUGUUCUGAAUGGGGGAGGAGCAAUGGGUGGACUGGAUAAGCCCUGUUUUGGACAUCAUUGAGUCAGAAAAAGAAAGAAGAAGACGAAGGAAAUAAACAG